CAUCAACUGAUCAAACUCACCACUCACCAAUAUUGCCGUCUUCAUCGGAGAAUCUCAUUUUCCAAUUUUCCGAUGGAUCCAUGCCCAUUUGUUCGUUUAACAGUUGAAUACUUAUCACUCAAACUACCACUCACUACCAAACCCCUCGCCUCCGCUUCCGGAAUUCAUUCCUCCGCCACUCCGUGCUACUGCAAACUCCGUAUCAAAAACUUCCCGCCACAAACUGCUCUCAUCCCACUCUCCUCCCCCACUCAUUCCGACAGCUGCUCUCCGGAUUCCACCUCCUCCGCCAUCAAUUUCCACCUCGACCCCGCCGCCAUCCGCCGUCUCCAAGGAAAACCAGUGCUGUUAACCGUAUCGGUCUACACCGGUCGGAUGGGACACAGUUGCGGGUUAAACGGGGGAAAGUUGUUGGGUCGGGUCGCGGUUGUGAUCAACAUUGACGGGUCGGUUACUAAACCGCUUGUGUUUCAGAACGGUUGGAUGAAACUCGGGAAUGAAGGUGACAAGCCGGCGGCUAGUUUGCAUUUGAAGGUCCGAACGGAACCGGAUCCUCGGUUUUUGUUUCAAUUCGGUGGUGAACCGGAGUGUAGUCCGGUGGUUUUUCAAAUCCAAGGGAACAUCCGUCAACCAAUUUUUAGUUGCAAGUUUAGCGCCGACCGGAACUCAAGAUCGCGUUCACUUCCAUCAGAUUUCGCCAUGACCAAUAUCAACAGAGGAUGGAUGACGACAUUUUCCAAUGGAAAGGAAAAACAUGGGAGGGAGCGGAAAGGGUGGAUGAUUGUGGUCCAUGACCUUUCUGGCUCGUCUAUCGCUGCCGCAUCCAUGAUCACUCCCUUUGUCCCUUCUCAAGGAUCCGACCGUGUUUCACGGUCAAACCCAGGUGCUUGGCUUAUCCUUCGGCCCCAUGGUGCCUCGAUCAGUAACUGGAAGCCAUGGGGUCGACUUGAAGCCUGGCGUGAAAGGGGACCUGUUGACGGGUUAGGUUAUAAAUUCGAACUUGUCACUAACUCUGGUAUGACAAGUGGGAUUCCCAUUUCUGAAGGGACAAUGAACAUUAAAAAAGGUGGGAAAUUUUGUAUUGAUGAAACGUUAAACGAUUCGAGAGCAAGUCCAUUGUCAAACAUCAAAGGAUUCGUAAUGAGUUCGAGCAUUGAAGGUGAAGGGAAAGUGAGUAAGCCAAUGGUGCAAGUGGGGGUGCAACAUGUGACAUGUAUGGCUGAUGCUGCUCUUUUUAUCGCACUUUCAGCUGCAAUCGACCUCAGUAUGGAUGCUUGUAAACUCUUUUCUCGUAAACUAAGGAAAGAGUUUUUGCAGGACGAACAAGAUUUUCUUUCGUAAAUUGUUUUUUUAAAGCAAACGAUUUUAUUUUUCUUUACCUCAAAAUUUAAUCAUAUGCAAUGAUAACCAAU
Messenger RNA from Lactuca virosa, 1412 nucleotides. The record is from the annotation of a GenBank genome assembly. NCBI's taxonomy places the organism in Eukaryota, Viridiplantae, Streptophyta, Magnoliopsida, Asterales, Asteraceae.